AUGUCCCAGGUUCAGACCGAAGAAGAGAUAGAGCACGCGAAUUUCCGCGUCGCACCUCUCGUCAUAGUCAAGGAUCCGCCACGAAUGCGAAGCAGGACCUCCAACCACAUAAGGAAGUCGUCCUCCAGAAGUCAGCGCACAACUUCCACCCAGUCGCAGACUGAGCCCUCACCUCCGCUUACACCUCGAGCAUCGCGCGAAGCUCUACCCCGUCUUUCAGAGCCGGAACCCGUCUUUCACAACUACUUGCGUGCCUUUUACCAAUUUCACCCGGAUUCCACCGUCUCCUCUUCCACUGACGAGUCAUCAAUCACCGUGCCGAUAAACCAAGGAGAUGUCAUCCUGGUCCACUCCGUCCAUCCAAACGGUUGGGCUGACGGGACACUGCUCAGUUCGGGAGCCCGAGGAUGGCUACCUACGAACUACUGUCAGGCAUACGAUCAUCUCUCGAUUCGAAACCUGCUAAACGCGCUCACGAACCUUUGGGACGUUGUUCGAAGUGGAGAGGCCGAAGACAUGUCUGUUUUGCUCGGGCAAGACUACAUUAGGGCUAUGAUUGCGGGUGUGCGAUAUUUCCUGGAGCGAUCUGACUGCCUUACGAGAGAAUCACCUCUUAUUCGAGCCCAUGUUGCCCUCCGUCGCACACGCAAAGGACUGCUUGGAGACCUGUCGUCGCUGGUGAAGGCUGGCAAGUCGCUGCAGGAGGCAGUGCGUGCUCCAUCCGUAGAAGAUUCGAUAUAUGACAUCUUGGAUGAGCUGGUCAUCAAGGCCUUCAAGGUCGUCAACAGGGCAGUGAGGUUCUUCGACAUCUGGAGUCAGGAUAUCAACGACAGGUUUCCGGCACGCUACGCCAGCGAGGUCGCCAGACCACUUACACCGCCAGCAGAUAGCCAAGAAGUCACGCCGCAGCAACUGCAUUCGCAAUCAACUUUGGUUGCUAAAUCGAGCAGCAGCGCUUCACUGCAUAAGCGUGGUGUUGUGUCACCAUUGACACCAGGCACAGCGUCAGCCGUUGAGUGCAUGCCCGUGAGCCCCAGAUCAUCAAGCAACCACGCGUCAAAGCAUUCUUUAGAUGCACCGCAACUGGAAGCUUCUCCCUCAUCGCCUCAAAACCCCAUGCGACAGCGAUGUUCACAAACCAAGCGUCCUUCAACGUCGCAUCGCUGGUCGUAUACCGGAACAGCUGUUGGUCUCAGGCGACACAGCCUUGCGUCGGAACGCCUUGGCGCCGCCCACGACUCCUUUUUGGGAUUCAUCGCAUCCUUCAUCGGGUUACACCUGCAAUCGCGCUCUUCCUCAGAAGUCGUUCUGUUCACUCGCCAGUCCGUAACAGCGUGUCGGCAGCUUCUGUCCGUUGUCGAAGAAGUGUUGGAUCGCGAUCUAAGACGUUGCGAAACCUUGAAGCAGACAAGAGACGCCAUGUAUGCGCGACUGUCUGAGCUGAUUCGAGCGACGAAAGAGAUAUUCAGUCUGUCAAGGACAGGAGACGAAGAGGUCGUGCCUCCAGAUCAGCGCAAACAGUUGGUCGACGCGGCUAUGAGCUGCGUGCGCUCGGCAGGUGAAUGCGUCAACAAAACCCGUUUUGUAAUCGAGAAGAUUGGCGACUUUGAGGUGGAGUCAAUCGGACUUGGGAUCUCAGAUUCGAUUUUCGACGAUGUCGCAAAUGCGGUCGCGACGCAAAUAACGGGCGCGCUGGAUAAAUCGGCCUCAUCUGACACGCAGCAAGCUCCAUCACCACCGUCUCAACCAAGAUCACGACCUCCGGCCCCGCCGCUGAUCCUCACUGAGGGAAGCCCUCUCCCGGAUUCACCUACGCUUUCUCCGACUGCCAUCCUAGCGCCAAACGCGCCGACCAGCCUUGUAGAGAGCCCCGUUGCACUGUCCUCUCGCACAUCGACGUCCUCCAUUCCGUCGUUAUCGAAUUUCAUCCUACCUCACAUACCACCACCACAUUACAGCCCAACGAAUCCAACGCACAGCCCAGAGACAGUUACGCGUCGUUUCUUCGGCCAAAAGCCUAGAGCGGAUAGUGUCAACGUCUCAAACGCCGAUUCAAACAGCACGUAUCCCAGCAGCCUUCCAGGAGAUGGAGCGAGCAUAAUCUCGCACACCUCGACACGAGCCACGACCCCCGAGCAGUCAUCGCCAAAGCGUCACGAAGAACCGGCUUUGCUCAGCAGCUUUGGAAGCGCUUCCGAGUUGCACUCCAUAGCUAGUGAAGACUGCCGUCGAUUCGAAGCGGAGAUGUCUACGAAGACAUACGCUUGCGAACUCGUGUACAACAAAGACGGGCAAAUAUGCGGCGGAAGUCUUCCAGCUCUGGUAGAGAAGCUUACCGCCCACGAGUCUACUCCAGACGCAAUAUUUCUCACCACGUUCUACCUUACAUUCCGUCUCUUUACCACGCCCAUUGACUUUGCCAAAUGCUUGGUGGACCGCUUCGAGUACGUCGGAGAGAGCGAGGAGAUUGGAGUGCCGGUGCGCUUGAGAGUGUACAACGUCUUCAAGGGAUGGCUCGAGAGUCAUUGGCAAGCCGACUCGGACUCGCCCGCACUAGGCGUAAUUCUGGCCUUCGCAACCGGACAGCUCAGGGCUGCCUUACCGGCAGCUGGACGGCGGUUAGCGGAACUGACGGUAAGGGUCACGGAAGUACACGCAGCGAGCCUCGUCCCUCAAUUGGUGUCCUCAAUGGGCAAGACUAGCACUUCAAGUACCGUCUGGUCCGCGACUGAGGGGAGCGCGCCGGGCCCUAUCAUUACCCGGAGUCAGCUCAACGCUUUGAGGAAUGCGCGCGGCAGCGGACUGCAACCCAGCAUUCUUGACUUUGACCCCCUUGAGCUCGCGAGACAAUUCACUAUCAUCGAAUCGAAAAUCUUCAACGCGAUUCAACCCGAGGAGCUGCUUGGAUCUGAGUGGACGAAGAAGACGGAUUCUAAAGCUAUCAAUGUACGCGCAAUGGCGAGGCUCUCCACAGAUCUGGCCAACCUGGUUGCAGACACCAUCCUCUCCCUGGAAGAUCCCAAGAAGCGAGCCGUUGUAAUCAAGCAAUGGGUCAAGAUCGCGAUGCGCUGCCUCGAGCUCAACAACUACGAUUCGCUAAUGGCAAUCAUCUGCUCGCUCAACUCGUCCAUGAUCCUCCGGCUCAAGCGCACCUGGGAUAUCGUUUCGCAAAAGACGAAGACCCGGCUGGAAGACCUUCGCACGAUCGUGGACGUCGGACGGAACUACGCAGUCCUCCGCCAGCGGCUACAGAACCACGUCGCGCCAUGUAUUCCCUUCGUGGGCAUCUACCUCACCGACCUAACCUUCGUCGACGUCGGGAACACCACCACGCGCCAGCUUCCCGCCGACGGUUCCGGCGAAGGCGUGUCAGUGAUCAACUUCGACAAGCACGUGCGGACCGCCAAGAUCAUUGGACAACUGCAGCGCUUCCAGGUCUCGUAUAAGCUGUCUCCCAUACCGGAGAUGCAGGAGUGGAUGGAGAGGCAGAUUCUGCGCGUCAGAUCGAGCGACCAGGCGAACGUCCAGAGUUACUACCGCCGCUCAUUAGUACUGGAGCCCAGGGAAACCCAGCAGGCGCAGCUGCAACCUACGCUAGGGGAUAGUGCGACUAGCACAUACUCUGUCAACAGCCGCGAGACGGCGAAAGAGAAAUUCGACUUUUUCGGCAACUUUCAGAUUCUGAAGUAG
This is a messenger RNA of Coniosporium apollinis CBS 100218, 3690 nucleotides long. RefSeq lists its product as uncharacterized. Gene Ontology annotation, cellular component: plasma membrane. The transcript has 2 exons. Bases 1 to 3690 code for a protein of 1229 amino acids. Gene Ontology annotation, molecular function: protein binding; guanyl-nucleotide exchange factor activity. Lineage: Eukaryota; Fungi; Ascomycota; Dothideomycetes. The record is from RefSeq and is a predicted model, not a curated record. Gene Ontology annotation, biological process: Ras protein signal transduction; positive regulation of GTPase activity.